CACCGCCAACAAUCCCGCACCAGCACUUGCCUUUGCUUGCAGGCUAUGAGGGGCCCACUAACUAGCCAGGAACAGGAUGGCUGGAGGGAACUGAUUAAUAAGGAGGUUUUCUGCAGGAUCAGCUGGAAGGCAAAAUAUGGACAAAAAUACCCCCAGCGCCUGCCCAAUCAUGGCAUCUCCAGGCAAAAGUGUUUGCUGCCCGACAUCUACCUUCCCAAGGAGGACUCGAUCUCUAGAAAUCGAGAAGGCAUUCCCCAGAAGGAAGACCGCCAGGUGCCAGCAGAAGAGAAGGUUGGGCUGAAUCUUCAGGAGCCUCUUCCAGAGAUGAGGGUCCCAACCCCAGAGACCACACAGCUGCUGUACAAGGGCUUCUCCCAUGAAGGCAAAGGAAGACAGAAGUACCUCAAAGAGAGAAUGAUGAAGUCUCCUGAAGAAAAAUUUUGGUACCCGGUGCUGUCUUCGUGGGAGUAUGGUUGGCGCUUAGGAGACACUAUUAAGGACAUCAGGAAGCCAGUUCAUGGAAAAUCUUGCAUUGUAAAGGAUACUUUUUACUUCAAAAAUGGGACCUUCUACACUCUAUCCAAAACUGACAAAUUAGCAUGAAUACUGGCUGAAAAAAAGAAAAAACAUUCCACUAUGUUGCUAUAUGAGUGCUUAUUGUGAUACUAAAUCAGAAGCCCUACAUGACCUGGAUCCAGAUUGAAUUGUACUCAGAGCCAAGCUAUUUAAUCCAGCAAAGUCUAAAUGAAUCAUGAUUAACAUUUCACUGAUUUCAAUUUCUGUCUUAAGUUUGAUCAUAUGCAGAUCCAACUCUGGACCAUUGCCUCUGUUCACAAUUUCUAUUAGACUCUCUGUUAUCUGCAACGUUGUCUAUACAACAGAUUCAUUGACAUACACGGACACAUGUACUGCAUACACACAGAUAUUUUAUGCAAAAUAUAAACAGAGACUCCGGGGGAGGGGGAUUCCCCACCAUUCAAGCCAUAGAAGUAAAAGAGCUGAAUACUUUAUACUUUAUAAAAUAUACUUUAUACUUUCAUAAACCAGAGGUAGCCUAUUCAGUUUUAGAACUCAUAGUUCUAUAGGAAAACAGAGGUUUUUUUUUUUAAAAAGAAACAUCUAUUGCUUCUUAUGCCGAAUGUAUGAAGGAACAAAGAAAUGAAUAAACAAAAAAUAGGCACAGCAGCGCCCCCAUAAUAAGUUUUUAAGCUGCAGUUUCUAUUGUCUUUAUGAAACUAAGGAAACAUUGUCAGUGUCAGGAUAAUGUCGGGAUUAUGUUCUGCAAGUUGACUAGGCAAUCAUUUACAAAGGAAAGGAAAGAGCUUCAAUCAUCCAGGCUCCAGUCCCCAUCAGAGCCAAAAGAGGGCUGGGGUGGGAGGGUGAAGAAGCCAGGAAAGAAACUGAAGGAUUCAAAUUGGCAGAACCAGUAGAAGCCACGAGGCUGUUUACAUCAUUGUUUGUUUAUGAAUUUGAAUAGCCGGUCUCAUAUCAUAGGAAUAAUUAAGAGUUAUUAGGUUGGAUAUGGUCUUUGAUUUCCACUAAUUUUACUGUAAAAAGGUAGAAUACCACUACGUUGUGAGAUGGAAAUUAAAAGAUUGUAGAUGAGCAGGGAACUAUUUUCUGUAUUUAAAACAUGUUUCUUCUUUUAGCAUCCAGGCAAAUAUAAUAUUCUGCCUUUUUAAUAUUUCCUAGAACAUUUCAUUCUUCUGGGAGGGCAGUGGCUUCCCACAAUGGAACAGAACAAACUAUUAUAAUGCGCAAUUAUACCAAAUAAAUGUAAUGAACAAACCAUCA
Molecule: messenger RNA, 1794 nt
Organism: Thamnophis sirtalis
Lineage: Eukaryota; Metazoa; Chordata; Lepidosauria; Squamata; Natricidae
Product: protein SPMIP1
Source: RefSeq, a predicted model, not a curated record